Molecule: messenger RNA, 3371 nt
Organism: Chlamydomonas reinhardtii
Lineage: Eukaryota; Viridiplantae; Chlorophyta; Chlorophyceae; Chlamydomonadales; Chlamydomonadaceae
Exons: 12
Coding region: 177-2054 (625 amino acids)
Cellular component (GO): nuclear speck; U2-type prespliceosome; commitment complex
Molecular function (GO): poly-pyrimidine tract binding; pre-mRNA 3'-splice site binding
Source: RefSeq, a predicted model, not a curated record
UCAGACGAAACGCAGCUCGCUCGUUUUCCCUCAUUUUGCUAGGCAGGCCGAUUUUACCUGACCAAGAGGCUCCAUCUGUAGUUUUUCUUAUUUCAUACGAGAUCCCAUAUCUCACAGUUUGCAGGGUGCAUAUAGCAGUGAGGUCUCGUCCGGGCUUCCGCCUGUGACCUGCAGGCAUGGCUGACAAACGGGACCGUUCUCCAGAAGGGUCACCCGUAGAAGAGCGGGCGCGUUUGGAUGGCUCUCCGCUUGUAGAGGACCGGCGGCGAGUCUCUAGCCGGGAACGAGGCGAGCGCGGCUCUUCAAGAGAGUUACGCGACAGGUCAAGGGACCGCGAUGGCGAGCGCGAGCGGGGCCGCGAAAGCCGGGAGCGGGACGUGGACCGGCGGGACCACCGCGACUAUGAGCGGGAGCGGGGCCGGGGCGAGCGGGACCGCGACGACGAUCGCGACGACCGGCGCCGCGGCGACCGCCACGACGACCGCCGGCGGCGAUCCAGGUCUCGGGACCGGGACUACCGGCGGCGAUCUCGCUCCCGGUCACGUGGACGCUACGACUACAGUCCUCCGCGGCGGCGGGACGACCGGGAGUGGCGAGGCGGCGGCGGGCGGGGCGGCGGCCGGCGCGGGCGGCUCGAGGACAGCGAGGAGGAGGCGUACGGCGGGUACAGGCCGCGGCGCCGCCAGGACCCUAACAAGUCCGACAAGCCGCUGCCGCCCGGCGCCGGCCCGGGCUCCAUCCAGGACCCCUUCUACUACCUGCGGCAGAACGUGCCCACCGACCCCGCGGAGGCCCAGCGCCUGUGGCUGGAGCAGCAGCUCAAGAGCCGCCAGAUGGUGCUGCAGCAGCAGGCCGUCAGCGCGGCGGCAGCCAGUGCCAAGACCCAGCGCGAGCUGUACAUCGGCAACCUGGUGCCGGGCGCGGUGACGGACGUGGCGCUGCGGCAGCUGUUCAACGCCACACUGCUGGCCGCCUUCCCGCCCACCCAGCCCGGGGAGGCCGACCCGGUGGCCAACGUCAACCUGCACAGCGAGGGCCGCUACGCCUUCGUGGAGUUCCGCAGCCCCGAGAUGGCCACCGCCGCCCUGGCGCUCAACAACCAGGUCCAGCUGCUGGGCCAGACCAUCAGCGUGGGCCGCCCCAGCGGCUACGUGGACCCCAGCAAGGCCGCCUCCGCCGCCACCGCCGCCGCCGCCGCUCUGGACGCCUUCCAGAAGGGCGAUAUGGAGCAGCUGGCGCAGCACGCCGCCGCCGCAGGCAUGAACCUGGCCCAGCUGGGCCUGGCCACACUCAUGCUGCAGGCCAAGAGCGGCGCGGCGGCGGCAGCGGCAGCGGCAGUGGGCACGGCGGGAGCAGCGGCUGGAGGCGAGAAGCUGCCGCCGCCGCCGCCCCUGCCCGGCACCGGUAAUGGGGCGGCGGCGGUGGCAGCCGUGGCGGCUGCAAUUGGGCACGGGCAGCCGGAGGCGGACGCAGAGGGCGCGGGCGCAGCUGGGUCGGGUGCGGGUGCGGGUGCUGGCGGGGAUGUGAGCCCCUACCUGGAGGUGGACGGCAUGCUGAGCGAGGACCUGCUGGUGGAGGACGAGGAGUACGAGUCCGAGUCAUAUGCCGCCCGGCACACACACUGCCUCGGCCGCCCCGCGCCGGCGACCAGACCAGAGCAGUCCAGCAAUGCUCAGCAGCAGACCAGACCAGGCCAGGCUAGGCCAGCGGUCGAGCGGCCAACUCGCACGCUGGUCUCGUCAUCGGCAGCCGGGGCCCUGGGGCCCGCGUCCAAAGCAGCUGCAUUGUUGGUGAUUGAGGACCUGCGUGACGAGUGCGACCGCCACACGCCCGGCGGCGUACUUGCGGUCAAGGUGCCGCGCCCCCCGCCGGAGCAGCGGGCCGCGGGCGGCUUCAUGGGCAUCGGGCACUACGGCAAGGCGUACGUGUCGUUCCGCGACCCGCUGGCCGCCCAGCGCGCGCACGCCGCCAUCCACGGCCGCCUGUUCGCGGGCAGCACCGUGCGCGCCGCCCACAUCACCGCGGAGCAGUUCGCCGCGGUGCCGGAGAACUAGCACCGGCGGCUGUAGCGACUGGCGGCUGCAGCACUGGCCGGGUGGUGCUGGCCACACGUACGUGCUGGUUGGGCCACCGGCUUUGGCAGCGACUGACUUGUGGCGUGACAUGGCGUCCACGAACGUGUGACGGGCUGCUGCGCGGUUUAGCGUGUUUUAGCGUGUUGUGUUUGAUCGUAUGUGCGAUUUAAGUUGUUUGCUGAGGUCGAUAUGGCAGUUUCACCCGGGUCUUCCUGGCGUCUUCCUGGCUCGUGCUCUGGACGGGCGCGCAGUGGCCCGCGGCGUGUUGACUUGUUUCGGACCGCGGCGUGCUGUGCAGGGCAAGGGAGGGGGCGCCGCAAUUCCAACAAACCUUUGGUAACCCAUACCUGAGGAUUCCGAACACGUGGCUGCCCCAAGUUGCCUUGGUCGCUGUGGAAGCACAAGGCAAGAUAGUACAUCUAGCCCGCCUCAUGCAAGUGUGUUGGCGCUGGGGGCGAUCGGAGAAUGCAGUCGUUACAGCAGCGGGCCAGGAGGGAACCAGCUGAAUGCGCUCUUGUUAGCAGGCCUUCUUCAGCAGCAGGCCUUCUCCAGCGUGACCAAUUACGGCAAGUAGCUAUUACCAGUAGCUAGCUGCGGUUGUUGGUCCGGUACGCCUUCCCCCUGCCUGUGAGCCCACAUUUCUCCACAUGUGACCCUGCCCAUCCCCAGCCCAAUCCGGCUCAUGCCCGGCCGCGCUCUACCAGGCAGCCUCUCCAUCAGCGCACGCCGCAUGUUCGUUGUAGAGCUGGCGUCGCGGCCUUGCAAUACAACAUUCACGUGGGACGUCAGGCGCUGUAGGGCCGGGGGCGUGGGGGCAUAGGCGGGUGGGUAUGUGGGUGGGCGCUACCGUAGGCGAUGCAGGCGGCGCACGAGUUGGCCCCCAGCACGGCACAACCUGGGCUGACCGGGGAGGCUGGGACAGGGUGAAGGCGGCUGGGGCGUAGCUGCCAGUCGUCAUGGCAGUGGGGAGGACGGGGAUGGAGGCGGGGGUCGCGGCUGCUGAUGCACAGGUGACCGAUGGCGGCGCCCAUGGAGGGGCCGGAUAUGGACAGGGCAAGACAGGCUGGUGUCGUCGACCGAGGCGAAGCCGACGAAGCUGAUCGUGGAGGCGCCGCGCCCUUGGGUUUAAAAGGUGGAGACGGAGUAGGCGCGAUUCCUGUAGUGGUUGUGGAUGAAGGCUUAAGACAUACGAGUGGGCAUGCGGCGAGUGCGAGAGCGCCUAGAAUGGCCCCGUUCGGCUGAACAUGGACAGUCCGCUGGCGUGGGUGCGCCACAAGGCUGUAACGAGUGGAUGCU